Messenger RNA from Chiloscyllium plagiosum (whitespotted bambooshark), 1742 nucleotides. RefSeq lists its product as uncharacterized. Gene Ontology annotation, biological process: regulation of transcription by RNA polymerase II; sex differentiation. The record is from RefSeq and is a predicted model, not a curated record. NCBI's taxonomy places the organism in Eukaryota, Metazoa, Chordata, Chondrichthyes, Orectolobiformes, Hemiscylliidae. Gene Ontology annotation, cellular component: nucleus. Gene Ontology annotation, molecular function: RNA polymerase II cis-regulatory region sequence-specific DNA binding; DNA-binding transcription factor activity, RNA polymerase II-specific.
AGGGGGGUGGGGGUGGGGGGUGGCUCACUAUAUCCCAGGAAUAAAAGGAAAGCGUCCCAGCGAGCUCUGAACUAGAUUCAGGCAACACCCAGUGACCCAUCCGAAGCCAGAGAACACUGUAGUGCCAGAACUCUGCAGAUUUCCAGAUGUCUGUGCAGCGCCAGGAGGCGGGAUCACCGUCCCAAAGACCCGACCGGGCGAACGAGGACAGCAUUGAUAUGGAAAGUUUGGAGAUCUUUUCCCAAGGUGACGGUCUGCGCUGCGUCCAGGAGGAUGGGGAAGGGGAGGAGGAGGAGGAGGAGGGGGUGGCGAAGAAGCCGGCCCCCGAGCACCGCAGGCUGGCCAGGAGCCCCAAGUGCGCUCGCUGCAGGAACCACGGCGUCGUCUCCUGCCUGAAAGGACACAAGAGGUUUUGCCGCUGGAGAGACUGUCAGUGCACCAACUGUCUCCUGGUGGUGGAGAGGCAGAGGGUGAUGGCAGCCCAGGUAGCUCUGAGGAGGCUGCAAGCCACAGAGGUAAAGAAAGGUGUGAGCUGCAAAGAACCAACAGCCUCGGUCCGCAGGACAUCUUACCAGCGUUACCCUCGGAUGCCUAGCCUCCUGGCAAAAAGCAUUUUGGAAGGUUAUCGGCCUUCACAGGAUGACAGUUUCUCUUGUCCAAACCGUUUUGUUCUACCACCACUAAGUGACAGAAUGAGGAAAAGGAGAGCAUUUGCAGACAAGGAGCUGGAAAGUGUGAUGCUUGAGAGAGAGUACAGAGAGAGAGAGUUACAAGAAAUUACUGCAGUUCAAGCAUUCAUGAGACCCUGUGUGGAAACUAUCCCAGAGUACAACUUACUUAGGUUCAGCUACAACCAGUUUUUUGACCCAUCACAACUUAACCCUUCAACAUCCGGGGACUUACUGAACUUUUACAUUCCUCUUGUGCACACAAACCCUGCCGUCUGGGACUUUGGAACUCAGUGUUACCAAGGAAACAUUGAACAAAGCAGGGGUUCCCAUUCAGCAAACAUGGCAGGCUGCACUUCUGAACAAGCAUCAGGCUAUACUUCAGCAUGGGGGCAAAAGCCUACAGCAGUCAACAACUCAUUCUAUUCAAACAGUACGCACAACCAUAGCAACUUACCUGAACAGUUGGAUCCUAUGCGGAAAAUGUUAUCAAACGGAAAGCUAUCCUCAAAGGAACUGUGUUCUGGUCAUAGAGAUUACUGCACUGAGGCAACAAUUACAAAUAACAUUAACUCAGUCUCUGAACGUCCAGCUGUUGGCCUCUUGGAGAAAAAAAAUGCACAACACACAGGUCUGUCUGAAAAGCAUAUUUUACUGAAAAAUUACUUACCCCCAGAUUCACAUGUAGUCCCUGAGCUGAGCAGUAAAUCUGGCCCACACAGCUUUAUUGCAAGAGAAACUUUAAGACAAUUUGCAAAGAAAACACAGGAACAUUGUUCUCGUACUCAAGUAAGAAUAACUAAACAGCUGCUACCAUUUUCCGUGGAGUCCCUUUUGAAAACAUAAAUUUAAAGACCGGUUUUAUUCCAGUUUAGAAAAAUUCCAUUUGAAUUAAGUUUUGCUUUCUCCUGAAGGAGGAUCCAAUGCAGAUAUGUUCAAAAAAAGUCUGAUAACCUGCUCACAUUUAAAAGGCAAAUUGUCUCUUUUCCUUUUUGUUUAAUUAUUGUUAAUAAAAUGUCCUCGAAAUGCUUGUCUUUUGGCCAUUAAUUAAAGAGGUUCUUUUAUUCUCCGUCA